Messenger RNA from Passer domesticus (house sparrow), 10328 nucleotides. It is a transcript of the gene FRMPD3, whose product is annotated as FERM and PDZ domain containing 3. Gene Ontology annotation, molecular function: protein binding. The record is from RefSeq and is a predicted model, not a curated record. NCBI's taxonomy places the organism in Eukaryota, Metazoa, Chordata, Aves, Passeriformes, Passeridae. Gene Ontology annotation, cellular component: cytoskeleton. The transcript is spliced from 15 exons. The coding region runs from base 2029 to 7014 and encodes 1661 amino acids.
CAUCAGCCAAGGUGCCCGGCUGCCUGCUGGGUGCAGAUGCAGGGCUGAAGGAGCAGACACACAUCCUGGUGGAUGCCGUGCCAGUCAGCUCUGCCUGCUCUGCUUUUGUCCCCGCUGUUGGUCCCCACGUGCCCUGGCAGCCCCACGGCCCCACCUGAGAUGCAGACCGGGGUGUGGGGCUGGAGCUGCUGUAUGUUCCCCAUAAAAACCCUUCCUGGCCCGUUCCCCGGCGUCUCCUGCCGCUGCCACACGUGCUCAGGAUGCCACAUGCCUCACAAGGCGCUCACCAACUGCAGCCUGGCAGAUGGAGGAGCCGGGCACGGGCUUGCAGCAGGAGAGGCAGGACUCUCUUUGUUCUUGGGUUGUUCACGGCAGCAGAGAAAGGAGGAGGAGAGCUGGCACCCACCCCUGCAAACUGCCCCUCUGACCAUCGCCACUCCCCACCCUGGAGCUGAGCUGUGAGCCCUUCCUGGGCUGCACGAAGUGUUUUCACCUGGUGCACGUGUUUAAAGGCAGCUGGAAAUGGUGUGAGUGUCCUGGGUAGAUGGAGACCAUCGUGCCUCCCGGGCAGGUGGUGCUGGUUUGUUCUGGUGGCAGAUGGCCAGUCAGCAUUAAGAGCAAAGGCAGAAAAUCAGUCCUCAGAGGGAGCAGAGAUUUAUUGCGGUAGGAAAUUAAAAACGGAUGCGUCAGCUUUUGGAGUAACUCCUGUUCUGCCUUUAUCUGUUGGGGGGGAUGAGGGCUGUGUUCAGCCCUGUUCCGUGGCAGGGAGGUCUGAAGGGGCUCAGGAAGCUGAAGGACAUCCCUUGGUGGUGGGUGUACCAUGAUGGGCAGUGACUGCACCCAGCUGAUGUCUCUCUUACCUUGGGUGGCAGAGUGUGACCAGAUCAGUGCCAGCUCUGAGCACAGCAGAUGAGUGUCCCAGCCUCAGCAGUGGGAUAUCUUCAUGCCAUGUCAGUUGAGACACUGUGAAGAGCCAGGUGCUCCCAUGGGGGUACAUCCGUGCUGGGCUCCUGCUGCUGCUGGGCACAGAGAGGUUUCUCCUGAUAAGUCCUUUCACUUUGUGCUGAGCUGUUUCCCAGGGACUGUGCCUCGGUGGCAUUGUGCCAUGGUGGUCACCGAGGACACCAGGGGAGGCAGAGCAGCCUCUUGGGCUAAGGGUGGGCAGCAGGCAGGUAAGGACACGGGCAGGGUGGGGACAGGGACACAAACAGCCAUUGGCUCCCUGCAGUGGGAUGGGCUCAGUGCUGGCCCGUGCCACCAAGGUGGUGGCAGCGUGGCCCCAGGGUGAGGCUGGGUUUGGGUGCUGCUGAUGGCACCAGAGCUGCUGAGCUCCAGGAUUGUUUCAUGUCCUCCGCUCCCUGCUGCGAGAGCGAGCCCGUGAGCUUUGCAGCCCAGCACAGCUCUCUGCCCAGAAAUUAAAAGAAGAAACACAAAAAAAUCAAGGCUCCAGGGAAGUGAUAACUCCUGGGGUGCAGCCAAUUACCAGUGUUAGGGAGAGCUACCUUAGCCAUGCUGGUUUCUCUGACCUCACUGUGGUCCAGGGUGAGCACACGUUAAUCCCCGAGCCCGGCAUGGGAGAGCUGCCGCAGGAAGGACAGAGCCACAGCCUGGACAAGGCAUGUUGUACCUGCUGCUGAGCAUAUUACUGCUUCUCCAGGAGUGGAUAAGUCCUGCUUAGGAGGACGCUCGUCCUCUUUUAUUUAAUUUCCUGGUAAUGCUUCUGCAGCGUCCAAGUCUUAUCAGGAGAGGAGCAGCUUAAGAGGCCGCUGCAAAGAUUUCCCGGCUAUCCAAUUCUGAUGGUAAUUUCGGCUGCGGGAGACGCUGCUGUCCCUGGUGCUGGCGGUCACCGGCUGUGCCCCAGCCGCGGGCUCGUGGGGACGAGUGAGGGGGACACCGACGCCCCGAUUGCGCACAGAAGGACACAUCUGGGGACACAGCUGGGCAGUGCUGCUCUGGGACUCGCCACCCGCUUGGCUGUGACUUGCGCAGCCAUGUGAUGCCGGAGGAGCGCGGUGGCGAUGAUAUGGAAUGUGGGCAGCUGCCUGCGGCCACGCUCCGACAGGUGACGGUCCAGCGCCACCCCCUCUACGGAUUCGGCUUUGUGGCUGGCAGCGAGAGGCCCGUGGUGGUGCGGUCGGUGGCGGCAGGAAGGCCAAGGACUUCAUCAUCCUCACGGUCCUGCAUACCCACCAGUCUCCCAAAUCUGCUUUCAUCAGCGCAGCCAAGAAGGCGAAGCUAAGGUCCAACCCGGCCAAGGUCCGGUUUUCUGAGCAGGUGACCGUCGGCGAGACAGACCCAGACAUGUUGAAGAAAGAAGCUCUCCUCCUCAUUCCCAACGUGCUGAAGGUUUUCCUGGAGAACGGGCAGAUCAAAUCCUUCACGUUCGAUGGCGGAACCACUGUGAAGGACGUGAUGGUGACGCUGCAGGACCGCCUGUCGCUGAGGCACAUCGAGCACUUUGCCCUGGUGCUGGAGUAUUCCAGCCCGGAGCACAGCCACCGCUUCCUGCUGCUCCAGGACAAGCAGCCGCUGGCCCACGUUGUGCAAAGGACACACUACCACGGCAUGAGAUGCCUCUUCCGUGUCAGCUUCUUCCCCAAGGACCCCGUGGAGCUGCUGCGCCGGGACCCUGCGGCUUUCGAGUACCUGUACAUCCAGAGCCGCAACGAUGUGAUCAGAGAGCGCUUCGGCACAGACCCCAAACCGGAGAUGCUGCUGGGGCUGGCUGCCCUCCACAUCUACAUCACUGUCUCUGCCACCCGCCCCAGCCAGAAGGUCUCCCUCAAGAAUGUGGAGAAGGAGUGGGGCCUGGAGCCCUUCCUGCCCCCCUCGCUGCUGCAGCUCAUCAAAGAGAAGAGCCUCCGGAAAUCCCUCUCGCAGCAGCUCAAAGCCCACCAGCACCAGCCUGGCGGCACCAAGGUCUCCACAGCCCAGGCAAAGCUGCAGUACCUGAGGAUCCUGAACGAGCUGCCGACCUUCGCUGGGGUUCUCUUCAACACCGUGGGGCUGCAGGAUGAGAAGCAGCCAGCCACCACCCUGCUGGUGGGACCCCGGCACGGCAUCAGCCACGUCAUUGACCUGAAGACCAACCUCACCACGGUGCUGUCAGAGUUCAGCAAGGUCAGCAAGAUCCAGCUGUUCAGGGAGAACCAGGGCGUGGCCCGGGUGGAGACGAGCAUCCUGGAUGCCAAGCCGCUGGUGCUGCUGAUGGAGUGGCCUGAAGCCACCAACUUUGCCUGCCUCAUCGCAGGCUACUGCCGGCUCCUGGUGGACUCCAAGAAGAUGAUCCUGUCCAGGGCCCCCAGCCAGCCACCCCCACCUCAGAUUAUCAAGGCAGAUUACAUCAACGCACACAACUUCCACCGGCCUGCCGCGGCAGGGCACAUGGGAAAGAAGGAGAAUGGGCUGGUGGGUGGCUCUGCCACUGUCACCGGAGCAGCCGGGGCUCCUGCCACCAGGGCUUCGGACUCGGAGCUCAUCCGCUUCUGCUACCUGCACAUGCGAGAGCAGAGGAAGGAGAGAGAGAGCGGGACGGACAUCAAUGAAAACCUGAUCUUCUUUGAGGAAACUCGUCCCAGGACCAAAUCUGACCCCACCUCCAAAAGCUCUGGCCAAGGCUACAACGGGGCAGCGAAGGAGUACGAGGCGGAUGGCCCUGAGCAGGACAGGCAGGGCAGCAGGGCCAGGGCACACACCAUCGACACGCACCCGCGCCUGUACUGCGAGUCCUGCCAAGCCAAGAUCAAGAGCCGGCUGGCCUCGGGCACGGGGGGCAAGCCUGGCAGCACCCGCGACACCACGGUGGACCUGAUGUCGCUUCCCCCUCCCGGGAAUGACGAGGAAGAAGACGAGACAACAUCCCUGCUCCCCGCCAUCGCCGCUCCCCCUCCCGGCUUCCGAGACAACAGCUCCGACGAGGACGACCCCAAGCGCCGGGCAGCUGCCCAGGGCCAGGAGCAGGGCCGGCACCUCUGUGGCAUCCUCUACGACGAGAUCCCGGUCACCCUGAUCGACAGCGUGCAGCCACGGACCGUGCGAGACCACGCCCAGGAGCUGGAUGAUGCCCUGGUGUCCACCCUGCAGGCGCUGGAAGCCCUGGCUGCUUCAGAGGAUUGUCCACAUCCCCCACCACAGCAGACAGCAGGUCUGAUUGUCCUGGCUGCCAUCACUCCUGAGUCAUCCUUGGACUCUGGCCACGAAACGAACUCCUCGGAGCUGACCGAUGUCUCGGAGAUGGUCUCUGCUAUGAAGCAGCAUCAGAACGCAGCCUACUUCCUCACCCAACACAUCAACAAAGACAACCUCCUGGCCAGGAAGGACUUGCCUUUCCGAAUCCAGAGCUGUGCUGCCCAGGCUGUUCUCACCUCCCCCUACGCCCUGAGCCGCCAGGACCCCAGCCCCUCACUGAAGCCAGCCUUCUCCACCCAAAGUCCCAGCCUUACCAACUGCAAGAGCAAGCAGGAGCAGCAGCACGGGGAGCAGAGCUGCACCUCGGCUGCCCAGCCAGGCCUGACCCCCCAGCUCAGUGAGCAGAGCAAGGGGCCUUCAGUGCCAAGCUCUGAGGGCAAAGCUGCAGGUCACACAAAAGCUGCCUUUGAGGUAUCUCUGCAUGCCACAGCAGCCCCAAGCAGGGAGCAGGCACAGGAUCUACAAGAGAAGAUGCCCAAAGAGGUGCAGCCGGGCUCCAAGCUGCUCCUGGAUCAGAAAAGCAGUGUAACUCCAGCCAUGGCUUCAGCUGCUCUGCAGCAAGUGGCAAAUGCAAAAGCCUCAGCUCCCCAAGUGGUAUCAGCCUUAAAAGAAGAACAGAACAUGAAUGGUACCAGCAGCUGUGCAUCAGCCAGCAGCAAGCCUCUGACACUUAAAGGAGGUCCACAAACUGCAGAGACAUUAUGCAACUGUCAGCAGCAGCAGCAGCAGCAAGUCUCUCCGCAGCAGCACUGUGAAGUUUCUCCAAAUCCUAAGGAAGCUCCUGGCAGUCAGGCUGAAGCUUUCCACCUUGCCUCAGCAGGUGAGGAAAUGAUGUCCAGUAAGACUUUUGCCUCUAAAAGCUACCAGCAAAAAGUGAGUAGAGAUGCUCCAGGAAAAGCUGCAAGCGGAGAGACAGGUCAGAAGGCAGGUGGGGAAGCCACAAGCCUCGUCUUGCAGAAACACUCAGCUCCUUCAAACCAAGGACAGAAAAUACAACAGGAAAGCUCGGCCAAAGUCUUAAAAGCUGAGAGCAGCAAUGUGCACUCUCCAUCACCUGGUAGCACUUUCAGGAGCACCAGUGAGGAAGCCAAAGGGCCAAUCCAGCUGGUGCCCAGAUCCGAGAGCCUGCAGAUUAGCACUGUGCCUUCCAAAAAAGUAGAGAAAGUCCUGGAGGUAACCCAACAAGAUGCUGAUGUCCCAGCUAAACCCAAAGCCCCCAAAGCUCCCUUCAGGCUUAGGAACCUGUUCUCUGCCACAUUUCCCACGCGGCUGAAGAAGGAGACGGACGAGCGGCAGGCCCAGCUGCAGAAGGUGAAGCAGUAUGAGCUGGAAUUCCUUGAAGAGCUGCUCAAGCCAAAGAGCAAAGGUGACCUCCCGCCACAGGAGUACCUGCACCCGCCUGCCCCUGGGCGCUGCAGCUGCCAGCUGAGGAGCAGUCCCGUGCAGAAAGUCCCAGGGAUGUCCAGGGAGCAAAGGCGUAGCUGUGACUGCAAGCGGAUCUGCAGGGGAAUGAGGCCACCCCCCAACCAGCUGGUGGUACCAGAGGUGGAGAGGAGAGGCAGGGAUAAAGUCGCAGAUGACCAGAAGCAGGUAGAAGCCAUUAGGCUGACCAGCAUGAGCAGCCCUUCCAAAGGCAAACGGAUACGAUCCACAAGUUUAGAGUCCCGAGAGAACCGGUCAGAUCCAGAGAACGGCAUGUCCUGUUUGACAACCUGCACCUCCCGCGGGGAGUGCAUGGGUGCACCCCAGUACAGGAAGCUCUUGCGUCGCUACAGUGUCAGUGAAAUAGAUAAGAAUGAAAGGACAUCCUUGUCCUCUGACGUCUACCAGAACAUCUACACAACCAAGCAGAAAGGCCCCCAGAAAGAGCCUGAGCCCAGCAUCCUCUGUCCUGUUCUGAAGAGCAAAAUCCAGGAGGCCUCUGGAGUGGCUGACCCCUCCUACGUCCAGAUAGCACAGGACAAAAAGAACCAGAAGGGUUCGGCAGUGUUCUCUGUCCAGGAGGAGAUGUACCCAAGUCCAGCUGAGCUGCGGGAUGAAGACGUGGAGGAUGAGAAGUGCUGCUCCAUCCGGUACUGCUUCUACUACAGAAAAUGCGAUGUUGCAGAUGAUGGGAGCGAGAAGGAUGAGCUGUCCUAUUCCAUCCCCAUGCAGAUACUCCCGGGAAUGAAGCUGGACAAUCAGAUGGUCCCAGUCAUGAGCAGGACUCUUCAGGUCCUUGACGCAACAGCCUGCAGCAGUCCCAAUGAGAGCCAGACCCAGGAGAUAGAUUUAAGGACCUCCAGUUUUGAGGGGAGCUUGGCAAAGAUCAACACCCUUCGAGGCCAUGCCUACAGCUUCCCCAACGGGUUUCUGCAGGUGCAGCUGGACACCAACGAGCUCCUGACCAUCCUGAGGCAGUGUGUGCUGAGCCCUGAGGUCCGGGACUGCAAACCCUACAUCUCCCAGCUGGCUGAGUACAAGCAGGAGCUGGCCCUCAAGUUCAAGGAGUUCCGGGCGUCCUGCCGCCGCGUGGCCGCCGUCGACAAGAGUCCCACCCACAUGCUCUCCGCCAUCACGAGCAGCUUCCAGGUGCUAAGCAGCCUCAUCGAGACCUUUGUGAGGCUGGUGUACGUCGUGCGCUCGGAGUCCCAGCGCCAAGAGCUGCUGAUGAAGGUGGAGGAGGUGGUGAGAAACUACACCUUCCUCCUGAAGGCUGCCGAGGAGUCCACGGCCAGAACGCUGAGCCACCAGCAGACUGUGGAGCAGCUCGCCCGCCAGUCAGCCACGGUCGCCACGGUCAUGAGCACCCUCACACGCUCCCUGAAGACGCUGAUCAAUAAGUAAAGCCAGCUGUGAAGACCAACAAGGCAGUGUGUGCCAGGCCAUGCUCUCAAAUCUCACAGGUCUGGUGAGGAUGCGAUGCCUGCAGGCCCACGUUGACCGGGGUUUGCAGUAGCCAAGACACUCUUUGAUCUCUGCAGAAUGCAUGGUGGUGUUGGUGAUGGGUUUGAAGGGUGAAUUCGUGCCCUGUCACAAUCUGUGCCAUCAGCGGGUCCAGGGGCUCAAGCAGCUUCUCUGCUUGUUGUCCCACACUGGCUUGUUGGUGACAGUACUUGGGAGCUACAGGCACCCCAUCUCCACACCAGUUUGGUUCCAUGGGGUUCUGGACCUUGCAGAGACCAGAACCUUGCAGACCUUUGUCACAGUUUGUGGUGGGCCAGUGAGCUAUCAGGAGCAGAGCUGAGAUCUCCUGGCUUCAUUUGGGCAGUCUGGAACCAAACCAGUGUCUUGCCACGUAAACAACUCUUCUGCCUCCAGGAUCUUCCUGGCCCACAAACACAACAUAAUUAGCAGCAGAAGGGAUCUCUGGGGUGCAAGCCCCUGCUGCUGUGCUAGGGCUUGGGAAGCAGGCCCAGCAGGGGCAGGUUGCCAGAAUGCUGGCACAGAGCUAGGGCACCCUCCUGGGCUCUGCUCUCCCAGCCUAGGCCCCAGUGCUCUGGUCCUGAGCACAGGCACUGCCUCAAAGGCAAGGGCUUCAUGCCUGCAGGUGGGGACAAUCCAGAGCUACAGGACUGUCAGAGCGACCUCGGUGCCCAGAAGGUCACGGAGCAGAUGAUCUUGAGUGCCAUCCCAUGGCACACACAGGACCUGGGGAUCAGGCCCAGCCAGCACAGGGGAAAGGCAGGUGCUGCCUGGCCAGCCUGGACUCCUUCUAUGACAGGGUGACUCUCUGUGGGUGAAGGAAAGGCUGUGGAUGUUGUCUGCCUAGAUUUAGUAAAAAAUCUAACACUGUGUUCUUCACUGUGUUCUUCAGCAUUCUCCUGGAGAAGCUGGAUGGAUGGAUGGAUGGAUGGAUGGAUGGAUGGAUGGAUGGAUGGAUGGAUGAUGGAUGGAUGAUGGAUGGAUGGAUGGAUGGAUGGAUGGAUGGAUGGAUGGAUGGCUGGAUGGAUGGAUGGAUGGAUGCAUGGAUGGGUGGAUGCAUGGAUGGAUGCAUGGACCCAUUGAGUGGUGGGGAAUGGAGUUAAAUCCAGCUGGGGCCACCACCAGUGGUGUUCCCCAGGGCUCAGUGCUGGGGCCUGUCCUGUUUAGUAUCUUUUGAGGACACCCUCAGUCAGUGUGCAGGUGACACCAGUUUGGUGGGAGCGUUGUGCUACAGGGCAGGAGGGCUCUGCAGAGGGAUCUGGCCAGGCUGGGUCCACGGGCUGAGGCCAGUUGUGUGAGGGUCAGCCAGGUCCUGUCCUGGGUCACAGCAACCCCCUGCAGCUCCAGCUGGGCAGAGGGGCUGGAAAGUGCCUGGAGGGAAAGGCCCUGGGGGUGCUGCUCAGCAGCAGCUCAGCAGGAGCCAGGUGUGCCCAGGUGGGCAAGAGGCCACUGGCACCUGGCCUGUCCCAGCCAUGGGGUGGCCAGCAGGACCAGGACAGUGACUGUCCCCUGAUGGGCCCUGCUGAGCCACUCCUCAAAUCCUGUGCCCAGAUCUGGGCCCCUCAGGACAAGACAGACCCUGAGGGGCUGCAGCGUGUCCAGAGAAGGGAACAGAGCUGGGGAAGGGUCUGGAACACAAGUCUCAUGAGGAGCAGCUGAGGGAGCUGGGAAGGGGCUCAGCAUGGAGAAAAGAAGGCUCAGGGGGGACCUUCUGGCUCUGCACCACUCCCUGGCAGGAGGGAGCAGCCAGGUGGGGAUCGGUCUGUUCCCCCAGGUAGCAAGAGACAGAAUAAGAGGCUUCAUGUUGUGCCAGGGGAAGUUUAGAUUGGAUGUAAGAAAAAUUUUUUCACUGAUGGUGGUCAGGCUUUGGAAGAAGCUGCCUAGGGAAGUGGUGGAGUCACCAUCCCUGGAGGUGUUUAAAAGACCUUUAGUUGUGCCAUUUGGGGAGAUGGUUUAGUGAUGCCCUUGGCAGUGCUGGGGGAGUGGUUGCACUCAAUAAUCUUAGAUGUCUUUUCCAACCAUAACAAUUCUGCAUUCCUCUUCUGGAUGGCUGAAUCCAUGCUAGAGACCCUGCAAGGAACCCAGACUGAUUGAUCUGUGACCACUGCAAGCCAGAAGGUGGGCCAGCAGCUCCAUGGGGGGAGACCACUGUCACACCAUUCUCCAGAGGUUAGGUUCAUGCCCCCAAGGCUCAGCCCAAACCCUCUCCUAUUUCUUUUCACUGUGACCAUCAGAGAGGAGCCCUGGAUCAGCUCUGACCGUGAGUCAGGCAGGGCUGUCCUCCUUGCCAGGGUAUUGGGUUCUUUUUCUGUCUUCACCAGGCUGACUGCCAUGAGAAGCAUUAUUUAAUUCUCUGAGGUAGUUAUUUACUUGGAGUUGGGGUUUUUUGAUUGCUUUGGGCUUUUUGUCUUCACUCCUAGGUGAAUGGUAAAAUGAUUCCUAGUUGUGUUCCUCCCUAUCCAAGGUUCCCCUCCUCCUCCCAGUCUAGUAACAGACACAAUCAAUGAGACAGCCUUAACUGGUGUUUCCCUGCAGCCACCCACCCUCCGACACAGAGCAAGGAGAGAAAUGCAAGGUCACACAUGGCAUUGCCCUCACGCUGCCACCCUCUGCAUUCUCGUCCCGCCGGGAUCCCGGUGCCUGUCCCUGUCACCCCCUCUGGCUGGGCAGCAGGGCACAGCCCAGGCAGCUCGCCCCAGCCCCUGGGGAUGAUCAGGGAUCCGUCGCUUCCCAUCUCUAUUAUUUCUGAUAAAUAUGCACAUUGGAAAUGUCUCGUUCUUCCAUAGGAGCUAUGGAAAUGCACAAAUGUGCUUUUAACGUGCGCAUCCUCGGAGUGCAAUAACCUCCCCUGGCCCGUGGCUGCCAGCAAGGCACGGAGCACCCUGCUCUGGGGCAGCCUCCUGAUUUCAAGAACCAUGUAGCAAAUAUCCAGUGGAAGAGCCAACUGGGACUUCAGUCCAUGGUGGGCAAGGCCUGUUACAGUGCUGAAGGCUGACAGGGAGACGUGUUUUCCUUUUCCCUGGGAAUUACCUAGUAUGAAACUCUGAGUUUCUUCAAAGCUCCCCGUUAUGCCUAUAUCAUUCCUCCAUAAAUCUCUCAGUCUAAUACAGAGGAAAAUUUUUUUAUUGUCUGUAUAUAUUAUAUAUAAAUAAAAAAAUAUAUGUUAUAUCUAUACACAAAUUUAUGUCUUGUUUUACAAACAAGAAAGAUUAAAUAUAUUAAUCUUAAUAUCCAAA